UUGGAAAGCGGGGUUCUUUUAGAGAUCACAAAAGAUUUACCUUCGAAAAUGGAAAUCGACGACACCUUCUACUCGAUACGCUUCAAGUACGGAGUCCAUACCAUCUUGAUGUUCAUCGACAGCCAGCAGAAAUUCUCCGAAAUAACCACCUCGCUGCUCGACGUUCUCCGCGACCGAUUUCCCGACGGCCUCGCCAUCAAACAAGGGUCACCCGAGACAACCGAUAUCCCCGAAGGCGAUGUCGAGCUUGCCUACGCCUUGCCCGUGAACGCGAACGAUUUGUCACAAGGAUGGAAGAACAUCAAGGUCAAGAGCAGCGACACACCUAUCGGAAAGGGGCUGCGGGAUGGCUGCCCUGUCGCAUUCUCCUUCGACCUGGAUGAGCCCGAAUUCCUGGUCGAGAUCCCGAGUCUGGACGAUGAUGUGGAGGAAGAGGAGGCCAUGGGAUCUGAUGAAUGA
Molecule: messenger RNA, 459 nt
Organism: Colletotrichum karsti
Lineage: Eukaryota; Fungi; Ascomycota; Sordariomycetes; Glomerellales; Glomerellaceae
Exons: 2
Source: RefSeq, a predicted model, not a curated record